Messenger RNA from Lachancea nothofagi CBS 11611, 576 nucleotides. The record is from the annotation of a GenBank genome assembly. Lineage: Eukaryota; Fungi; Ascomycota; Saccharomycetes; Saccharomycetales; Saccharomycetaceae.
AUGGGAUUGUUAACAUUCCCUCUCAAAUACAUUGCAAAGAAAGUCUUUGGUGAAGUGGAAAUUGGCUCCGCAUUCGAAGAUCCAUUUUUUGAAGAAGUAGAGUUUGAAAAGCGCUCCUUCUGGUCCGGAAGUACCAAGAUCGUUAAGAAACGUCGUGACAAGAGUAUCCCAGAAAGAGUUCCCGAAAUCGAUGGUAAAAUUCUGCGCCGUGUGCGCAAGAGAGCGUACCGUUUGGAUAUGGCUUUCCACAUCGGCGGCGUCAGGUUUGGUUGGUUAGGUGUGAUUGGUAUUCUCCCCGUAGUCGGUGAUUUGAUGAUCUUAUGGCUAUCGCUACAGGUUUACAGAGAAGCGAUGAAAGUGACAGGUGGUCUACCUCCCGCUGUAUCAGCGCAAAUGUUGACCAAUAUUGCGCUGGAUUUCGGCCUUGGUUUGAUACCCAUUGUGGGUGACUUCGUUAGUGUAUGUUACAAGGCUAAUUCCCGGAAUGUCUUAGUACUCGAAAAGUUCUUGAAGAACAAAUAUCACAGAGUAGCGGCGCCGGUCGCAGCGCCUCGACGCGUGCCGAUAACACAAUAG